Molecule: messenger RNA, 2244 nt
Organism: Aplysia californica (California sea hare)
Lineage: Eukaryota; Metazoa; Mollusca; Gastropoda; Aplysiida; Aplysiidae
Product: mpv17-like protein 2
Exons: 6
Coding region: 382-978 (198 amino acids)
Biological process (GO): mitochondrial ribosome assembly
Cellular component (GO): cytoplasm; membrane
Source: RefSeq, a predicted model, not a curated record
UUGGCGGCACCAUGCAAUUAAAUCCACCAACAGUCAUGGCAGCACUGACAAAAUGGGGGUUCAACGACAACAGAGAAGAUGAAUGCACCACAUUACACACAAUGGAAAGACUGAGGGAAGCUGGUGUCUCUGGAGGGUCGGGGACAGACAGCAACCUGCGUGGAAAAAGCCGGAAGAAUAUCCAACCAGCUGAUAACUGGCACCAUUAGCAAGCGGACCCUUUCAUGGACCCUGGAGAGGAGGGAGGAGCAGCUAUGGCAAUGUGCCGCCUGCAAUGAUGCCUAAUCUCCAACCAAUAUGGCAGUCAGUCACUGUCUAUGAUAUUGGUCGAUGGACAUGUGACCUUGACACACUCCCAGGAAUUAGUAAAAAUCUUCCAGCAUGACUACUUUUACUCGAAUACGUGUCACUUUUGAAAAACUAUAUGGAAAGCAUCUCUUGGCAACAAAUAUUGUCACUUGUGGCACUUUACUUGGGGUAGGUGACUGCAUGGUACAACGGAUGAACAUAGCUUAUGAGAAACACAAUGGCAAUACUGUCAAGUACGACUUUGCCCGAACAGGGAGGAUGGUGGCAAUUGGCUUUGUCCUGGGUCCAUUCAACCACUACUGGUACACGUUCCUGGACAGAAUCCUCAAAGGGACAAGCCAGAAGACAGUGCUGAAGAAGAUAGCUUGUGACCAGACAGUGGCUGGACCUUUUUUCUGCACAUCCUUCCUUGUUGGCAUGACUUUAUUGGAGGGUAAAGGUCUUGAUGCUGCUAUAGUCGAGUGGAAGAACAAAUUUCUUCACAUAUACAUGGUUGACUGGAUGUUUUGGCCCCUGGCCCAGUUUGUCAACUUCCGCUUCCUGCCCGGAAGGUUCCGAGUAUUGUAUGUGAGCUCGGCCACUCUUAUCUGGAACUCCUUCCUGUCCUACAUGAAACACAGAUCGGACGAUGAAACAGAAGAAGCAGUGGAGGAGGCUCAUAUACGGUGACAGGUCAGCGGGUAUUCUUGCGGAUGCUGAGACUUGAGGAGAAAAGCCGCAGAGAUCAUUGUUUGAGAUGGUCAUCUCUUGCAUGUAGUGUUUUAAAUUUGUUUGCAGACUUGUAUUGUUUGGGGAUUUUGUGCUUGUUUUAUUUAUAUAUCAUCGGUCAGCUGUUCAGAUGUACCAAGCCCAAAUUUUAAAUUAAAAAAUUUUACUGCAUUUUCUUAGUCUUUGAUAACUGUUGCAUGUGCUAAAGAACCACAUUGAUAAAAUUCAAAUGCGGAAAUUUGAAAAAAGAAGUUUUUAAUGCAAAAUGCAGGAAAAAUGGGCAAAAAAAAUGUUCCUGUUCAGAAAAAAUUUGUUCUGUGGGCUAAUACAUUUGAGGAGUUUGCCGAUGCUAUUUUAUUUGUUAAGUGAAGACAUGAAAGUGAUUUUAUCCCUUCCUCAGUCAAAGGUCGAUUUUGAUGGACAAGACUGAAUUUUUACAUCCUCACCAGUCUCAUUGAAUUUUACUCUUUUUUGAACAUUCCUGUUAAAGAACUUUCAAAGACAUUUCAAAAUGUAGGGUUUCAUGGGUGUAAUCUGUGUGGCUCUGGAGAUACAGCCGACUUGCAAUCUUGGUGGGUUGAGGAAGUCUUUUUGAUGUGUAUGAAGCUAUGUAUGUGUAUAAAAGGAAUAUGCAUGAAUUAGAAAAAAUUCAGGACCUGAAAAUCUGUUUGCAAUGUGUAUAUUUUGCAGUUUACAUAUCGUCGGCAGAGAAUUCUAACCGUCUAACUCGAAAUUUUCUCGAAUUGCUUUUUUCCUUAAAAUAGAUCGACAUAACGAAUGGCUACGUCCUAUUAAAAUCUAGAACAAUUUUGACAAACAAAAGUCUUGUUUUAAAGAGAAAUUCUAACCGUAUAUUCCGACUGGCUUCCGUGACUGAAGAAUUCUAACCGUCUAACUUGUUUAGGUAGUCCGCCAUUGUGGAUCACGGCGAUAACGUUUUGCUCUAAAGGAGGCGUUUGAUUAUAAAUAAAAUUCUUUUUUCCUGAAAAUAGAUCGACAUGACGAAUGGCUACGUCCUAUUAAAAUCUAGAACAAUUUUGACAAACAAAAGUCUUGUUUUAAAGAGAAAUUCUAACCGUAUAUUCCGACUGGCUUCCGUGACUGAAGAAUUCUUAGUAUUCUAACUGUCUAACUCGUUUAGGUAGCCCGUCAUUGUGGAUCACGGCGAUAAUGUUUUGCUCUGAAGGAGGCGUUUGAUUAUAAAUAAAAUGUAAAAUCAGAAAAGGC